Gamsiella multidivaricata is the source of this 1183-nucleotide messenger RNA. RefSeq lists its product as uncharacterized. NCBI's taxonomy places the organism in Eukaryota, Fungi, Mortierellomycota, Mortierellomycetes, Mortierellales, Mortierellaceae. The coding region runs from base 267 to 1121 and encodes 284 amino acids. The record is from RefSeq and is a predicted model, not a curated record. The transcript is spliced from 2 exons.
UUGGUAUUCUAACCAAAAUCUGCUGGUCGGCAUUGUUGGCGAUAGCGGUCUGUACGUCUGGGACAUUCGAACAGGAGAGCUCAUUAUGCAGGAUGACACAGCCAUGCCUCAAACUGCCAGUUUUAUGUACAUGGACGAAUGCUACAUUGGAUACGGUCAAAGCGACGGGGCUGUCACCGUAUUUGAUUGGAGCUCGAGGACGACACUCAAAGUCGUGGGUAGUUAUCAGGCACACGAAGGCGAUGUAGGUGAUUCAUAUAAGCAUAAUGAACCGCAAGUAUGUAAUCUCUGCCAGCACAAAUGGAGAGACUUUGGUGUACUGCCUGAAGCGAUCUUGCGUCAUGGAGCGGAUUUUGUUGCCGCAUGCAACUCAAGCCAUUCAGUUUACGCCAACAAUUCACGGCGAUAAAGUCAUGUUCUCGACACGGGAUGCGGUGUACGAGUAUGAGCUCAUGUUGGAUUAUCUCAAAUCGGGGAGCGAGCAGGAAUUUUUCAGUUUUGCGGCCAGCAGCUACCCGGAUUCAACGGAAAAGAUAUCAUCGGAGCAGCGCAGAGGGAAGGAGAAUCAGGUCCCUUUGUCAUCUAGUCAUUUCGCUGCAUCAAACCAUCUGCGGAUGGGUUGCGCUGUUGCUGAGGCAUCAACAUCGAACCACACCGGACCGGUCAGCCUACGACCGGUAUCGGCAUCAUCUUCGCGCACCUCGACGUCGGGUAGAGUCUGGAAGACUUCCAACAGUCUGCUGUCUCAAAUUCGACAACGUGUUGGCGGCACGGGCAAAGCGUUUGAUCAGGAGCGAUUGAUUAUACCCACGCGAUUCCCUCGUGCAGCCAGCAUCUGCUGCCUACCGCGCACCUGUCGUACGCUGGAGCAUGGCACGACAUCUGCGAGAGAUUCGUACGGGAUCUUCAUGCCACUCAACUGUACGCGUCUUAACGAGAUGUCGGUCUAUACCAGGGCAACAAAGCAGAUCAAACAGAUACACGGCCCAGCUGUGGAUGCGGUCCUGACGGAAGCUAUUCGGAAUCGAUUCUAUACAACGAUGGAGUGCAACCAGCAUUGUGCAGUGGUGAGUUCUGGCAGCAAGGUCUAUGUCAUCUCGUUCCUACCGCCAGAUAUCUAAUUGCCAGUUAUUUCAAUAAAUGAUCGCAUUUCUCAGAGCUUGGAAAUACUUGUUCCUUGCAG